Messenger RNA from Etheostoma cragini (Arkansas darter), 792 nucleotides. Its product is annotated as transmembrane protein 42. The record is from RefSeq and is a predicted model, not a curated record. The coding region runs from base 149 to 616 and encodes 155 amino acids. Lineage: Eukaryota; Metazoa; Chordata; Actinopteri; Perciformes; Percidae. The transcript has 3 exons.
CCACCGGACGGUUAUGUGUGGACAGUGCAGGAAAACGUGGCACACACAGUGACACACAAACCAUGCAGGCAGCUGAACCCGGACCAGCAGCAGAAACAGAAAUGUAACAGACGGAUUAGAAAAUUAUGUGCCUCGGCUCUUCGUCAACAUGUUCCCGGGAGUUUUCUAUGCAUUGCUGGCGGGUUUCCUAGGGGCCGUGGCGUCGUCGUCGGCCAAACUGUCCCUCGGAGCCGACUACCUGAAGGGAGUCUGUGAAACCGGACUCCGAACGUGGGGAGAGCAGCGGAAAUUCAGACAAGCGGACGAAACUACCGCCUGCGACCGGCUCCACAUCCCAUUGAGGCUGCUGUGUGGCGGUCUGCUUUUCACCUGCAAUGCUGUGAUGUGGACCUUCCUUGCCAAAGCACUCAGGUACUCCUCUUCCUCCACCCAAACCACUGUGACCACCACCGCCUCCAACUUCAUAUCUUCCGCUUUUCUGGGCCAGCUGAUCUUUGGUGAAGCCCAGAUAACGUUGUGGUGGGUUGGGAUCUCCCUGACCUUCUCAGGUCUGUUGGUGCUGCAGAGGGUUUCACCGCAGGAUGGACAACUGGACGCAGAUGCCAAGGACGAAUAAAAUGUCUUGUCUCCACUAGAGUUCAGCCUGGUUUCAGCAUCUCCUCAGAUUUAAAAAUCUAGCCAAAGGAAACUGAAUAGUGAAGAAUUUGUUGUUAGUCCUCCCUCAAUUACAAAUUUGUAUCAAACAAAUUGUUUCGUAUUAAAGUAAAUGCUUCUCAAAAUGCAUCUUUCCUC